AUGAGGGAGGGAACGGAAACCACGUAUGAGCCACCUCCAACCACUUAUCCUGGUACCUACUACUGCGUUGGACCAACGUCCGCGACCACGCGAUAUGGGAUUAUCGGGGGCAUUCUUGCGAUCGAUGACAUCCACUACGGGCUGACUAGCAUCGUGCCAUUCUUGCAUCACCACCCUCCACAGGCGCCGGUCUUUCGCUGCAGCGCGAUCUAUAGCGUCGAGACCGGCCAGUACAUCGGCGGGCCUCCAUCGGACCGGGCCAACGAGGCGGAGCCCGAUUCCCGGUUCUGGAGCCGUGAGCAAGGCUGGGCCCUGGUGAAUCUGGGGCCCAAGCCGGAGCACUGGACCAACUACUGGUACCAUGCCAUGACCCCGGAUGCAGUGGUGACGCCGCGGUGGCCCGUUCCGGUCUGGAGAGCGUCUACCGCAUACUACCAAACCCGCCGGUUGAUUGGGUUGUUCUGGGAUUUCUGGUCUGAGCCAGUGACCUUUCGAGUGACCGAGUAUGGAGAACUUCGGACGCCCCUCAUAGGCCCGGUCCACACUUACCAGGUGAGAAUGUCCAUUCCGUAUUAUGAUUUGAUCGGUACGUGGGUGGUCGAUGCGGACUCGGAAGCUCUGGUAGCAAUGAUUGUAGCCGGCCCGGUUCCAUCGGAGGAUCCGCGACGGGUGUAUGCGGUGGAUGCGACGAUCAUCUUGGAUGAGCUUGCCAGUCGAUUUCCGGAGGCGAGGAUCACCAUUCCGAACCGCUACGAGUAG
Aspergillus uvarum CBS 121591 is the source of this 759-nucleotide messenger RNA. RefSeq lists its product as uncharacterized. The coding region runs from base 1 to 759 and encodes 252 amino acids. NCBI's taxonomy places the organism in Eukaryota, Fungi, Ascomycota, Eurotiomycetes, Eurotiales, Aspergillaceae. The record is from RefSeq and is a predicted model, not a curated record. The transcript has a single exon.